AUGAUCAGCUUCAAGAACCUCAUCAAGCUCGCAAGAAAGGGGCAAAGGAUAGCUGCCCUCAAGAGGGAAAGGAUUUCGUUACAAAAAUUCAAUAGAAGUAGUAGAUCGUCAUCAGUUGUUAAUAAGGGUCAUUUUGUUGCUUACACAAGGGAUCAAAAGAGAUUUGUGUUUCCUAUAACAUAUCUCAGUAGUCACCUUUUUCAAGAACUCUUGAGGAUGUCCGAGGAAGAGUUUGGUUUACCAAGCGAUGGGCCAAUCACAUUGCCGUGUGAUGCAAGCUUCAUGGAGUAUGCAACCUCGUUGAUCAAAAGUUGGGUUGAUAGGCAAAUGGAGGAAGCUUUAGUCAUGUCUAUUGCCAGCAGUAGAUGCUCAUCAAUGUCUCAUUCUAUCUACCAUGAACAAGUUGGCCACCAAUUAGUUGUUUGUAAUUGA
Mangifera indica (mango) is the source of this 432-nucleotide messenger RNA. RefSeq names its product auxin-responsive protein SAUR68-like. NCBI's taxonomy places the organism in Eukaryota, Viridiplantae, Streptophyta, Magnoliopsida, Sapindales, Anacardiaceae. The record is from RefSeq and is a predicted model, not a curated record. Gene Ontology annotation, biological process: response to auxin. The transcript has a single exon. The coding region runs from base 1 to 432 and encodes 143 amino acids.